CUCUUCCUCCCCCUCCUCCUCCCCCUCCAGCCUGAUGUCCAGCCAGGUAACUGUUGGGCGUUCAGAGGCUCUUCAGGAGUUCUGGUGCUCCGCCUCUCGAUGAGUGUGUCCCCGUCGUCCUUCUCUCUGGAGCACGUCCCCAGAUCUCUGUCUCCCAGCGGGACGUCUAGCAGCGCCCCGAGGGACUUCAGGGUCUACGGUCUUCAGGACGAGGAGGAGGAGGAGGGGAAGCUGCUCGGCUCCUUCAGAUACGACCAGGACGGAGAGGCUCUGCAGACGUUCCCCGUCACCGAGCAGAACGGGUCCUGGUUCCAGGUGGUGGAGCUGCAGGUUCUCUCUAACUGGGGGAACCCGGAGUACACGUGUCUGUAUCGCUUCAGGGUCCAUGGCUCACCUGCUGACACACAGCAUUAAACAACAACAACAACAACAACAUCAGGGGAACUGCCGAGUGUUUCCUGUGGAAAACACACUCGGUUUAAUGUACAUAUCGUUCAGAUUUCACCUGUUAGCGUCUCGUCUAAGCCCCGCCUCCUUUCACCUGUUGACGUCUCAUCUAAGCCCCGCCUCCUUUCACCUGUUGUCUUGUUUCAGCCCCGCCUCCUUUUACCUGUUAACGUCUCAGCCCCGCCUCCUUUCACCUGUUAACGUCAGGUCUAAGCCCCGUCUCCUUUCACCUGUUGUCUUUCAGCCCCGCCUCUUUUCACCUGUUAACGUCUAAGCCCCGCCUCCUUUCACCUGUUAAAGUCUCGUCCAAGCCCCGCCUCCUUUCACCUGUUGUCUUGUUUCAGCCCCGCCUCCUUUCACCUGUUGUCUUGUUUCAGCCCCGCCUCCUUUCACCUGUUUCCGGGCGGAACUCUAGACGCUAUUUUAUUCUGAAAUGUGUUUUUUUUUGUUUUACAUGCUGUAAAUAUUUGUGUGUUUUUGUGUGCGUGAAACCGGAUUAAAUAAAGAUGGGAAGUUUU
Molecule: messenger RNA, 965 nt
Organism: Notothenia coriiceps (black rockcod)
Lineage: Eukaryota; Metazoa; Chordata; Actinopteri; Perciformes; Nototheniidae
Product: SUN domain-containing protein 1-like
Exons: 3
Cellular component (GO): meiotic nuclear membrane microtubule tethering complex; nuclear envelope
Molecular function (GO): protein-membrane adaptor activity
Source: RefSeq, a predicted model, not a curated record